This is a messenger RNA of Haemorhous mexicanus (house finch), 1231 nucleotides long. RefSeq lists its product as uncharacterized. The coding region runs from base 185 to 1231 and encodes 348 amino acids. The record is from RefSeq and is a predicted model, not a curated record. The transcript is spliced from 4 exons. Lineage: Eukaryota; Metazoa; Chordata; Aves; Passeriformes; Fringillidae.
AUGGAGCAGAGACCACCCAGCAUGACCAAGCUGGCCUGGGUGGAGGAGGAAGAGGCUGGAGCUCCCUCAGCACAGCAGCCUGAAGAACUGGAGCAGUUCCAGCUGCUGCAGGAGGGUGAGUGUCAGAGCUGGGCUGCAGGGCUGGAGCCUGCAGCCAGCUUGGCCCCAUCCCAUCCCUGUGGACAUGCCCAUGGAUAAGACAGAAGCUGGGCUGGAUCAUCUGGCAGCUGUGCUCCAUCCCCCGGGGCAUGCCGAGGCUCUCCCUGCCUGGGGAGCGCAGGGCUGGGCUCUGUUCUCCGGCCUCUCCCGCAGCCCCUCAGCCCUGUCUGUGCUCGCUCUCUGCCAGAUGCAGCUGAGGAGUGGACACAAGAGCAGGAAGCCGCCCCUGGCCGCUUUUGCGGAACAGCGCAGGUACCUGCGGCCAUCCCUGCCUGGGCUGGGCCUGCUGUCACUGCUCAGCCAAGCACCAGGCUUGGAGUGCUCCAUGGAUGCUCCCUCCCUUCCUGCCCUUCUCCUGCAGACCCUCUGUGACUCCAUCAUGUGCCUUUGGCAGGAAGAGACCGCUGGUGUGGGCACCGGCCUCUUGGCGGACCUUCUGUUCCUCAAUGCUGAGACCGGUGCUGCCAUGCUGGAUUUGCUUGUGGAGGAGGGUGUCUCCGAUCCAACGCAAGUGCCCGCCAUGGUGAGGUACAUCCACCAGUGGCUCACGGCCAAUGAGUCUGCUGGGCACAGGCUGGACGAGGCCCUUCUGGAGCUGACCGAGGAAUACCCCUCGGACGUGAUGAUCACCCUCUUGCGCUGGGCCCCAUCGUGUGACAGAGCUGCCGCGACCAUGUGGGGAACCAUCAUGUCCUCGAGCAGGACUGCGGAGCCGGCGCUGCAGUUACUCCUCGACGCGCUCAGCGCCUGGCCAGUGUACAGCGUGUACACCUCUGAUGGGGACAACACAGGAGUCUUUGCCCUGGCUGCAACCGUGGCACUGUGGAGAGUCUUCAAUCUGACCUGGCGCUCCCCUGUCGUGCUGGAGUAUUUCCCCAAUCUCUUUCUGCGUCUGCUCUUCCAAGCUUACAUCAGCACGCAGGAGAUGCCAGAAGAGGUUGAGACUUUCUGGAAGGGAUGCCAGGAGGAACACGGCCUGGCCACCAACCCCAACAGGUGCUCCAUGCCAGUCCUCGCAGUCUCCCCAUCCCUCCCAUGCCCCCAGGGCAGGAGCCAGGGCUCCCGACCGUGA